Nothobranchius furzeri (turquoise killifish) is the source of this 3436-nucleotide messenger RNA. RefSeq names its product circadian associated repressor of transcription a (gene ciarta). The record is from RefSeq and is a predicted model, not a curated record. Gene Ontology annotation, cellular component: nucleus. Lineage: Eukaryota; Metazoa; Chordata; Actinopteri; Cyprinodontiformes; Nothobranchiidae. Gene Ontology annotation, biological process: circadian regulation of gene expression; negative regulation of DNA-templated transcription. Gene Ontology annotation, molecular function: RNA polymerase II cis-regulatory region sequence-specific DNA binding.
GAGCACGCGCAGCAGCUGUAGUUGAGCUUGGCAGGUACCUCGUGUUGGGCUCGGAAGGUUCCCAACAGCGAACAAAACACAAACACCGAUCAGAGGAGAAGCAGAACCGGACUGUGAGUUAACGGGAGAGCAGGACUCCUAAGUGUGCUCGCCGUUUGCUCUGGCGAGGCUUUUUCUCUGGAACAAGAAUAGUUUAUCUACCGGAAUUCGAGUUAGCAAAAAGAUGAAUUCGUUGGGCAGUUCUUCCAAAUGGCCGUCCUAUGACUCGCUGCCCUCCACCUCCAGCUUCCUCCACAGCGAGAGCGAGCAGACCGAGGAUGAAGCAGACGUCUUCUCAGAUGGAGAGGGGGACAGUGGGAUCAAGAGAUCCCCCUCAGCUGAUGAAGGAAUCACGCUUUCAGAGAAUUACCUCCGCGUGCCGCCUCAUUGGGACUCAAGAUUCGUCCGAGAUCAGUCGGAGCUCUGCCCUGACGAAACCAAACGUCCGGAUGGAGCGUCUUCACUCACUACACCAACCUCUUCAUCACCAGGGGAUCUGGCCUUCGCUCAGAAAUGUGCUGAUUUGCACAGGUUUAUCCAUCCGCUGCUUGGGCUUUUGCGUGGACUGAAGAAUGGGCGGUUUGAGAAAGGUUUGACCAGUUUCCAGCAGAGUGUUGCCGUAGACAGAUUACAGAGGAUUCUUGGAAUCUUACAGAAACCUGAAAUGGGUGAGAAGUACCUUCAGAUCCUGGUGCAGAUCGAGAUGCUGCUGAAAAUGUGGUUUCCCCAGAAAGCGUUUGAGUGUAAAGACACGUCCAGCCCGGCCACCGCGCCAACUCUCGUCUCACACUGGCGUCAGAAUCAGCUUCACAUCCCCGUCAAGAAGAGAAAACUGAGCUGGUCUGACCUCGAUGUCGAUGACAGAGUCCCAACCAAGCAUAGCCACCAUCAACAAGAAAAACACGAGUGCUGCCACGCGGCCACUUCACUCGACACCGUCUCUACGCGUCUUCCCCCAUCUCCUCAGAGUCACGCCGUUCAAUGGGCUGAGGACGACUGCGCGGCCAGGCUGAAGUUUACCGACAGGACCGGCCUUUUGAGCAGAUUGUCGUGUAGCGGGAGAAAAGACGAGAAUCAGACGCCUCCUGAGACUCCUCUGCCCUUCUUGUGUGGCAGCCCGGCCACGCAGGACUGCUCGGUGUCUUCAAGCAGCAGCGUUACUCCAGCUGACUCACCUUAAUUGGCAGUGGCUGACAUUGCGAUCACAUGGAGGUACCGCAGCACGUCAGCCAGAGUAAAGGCAGGGGGCGGGGCCUGAUUACAUAAGCAUGGAGUACGGCUUUGAGCCAGUCUGUGAUGCCUGCGAGGCACAUUAAACCAGAGGAGGAGGAACACACACACGCACGCACGCACACACACACACACACACACACACACACACACACACACACACACACACACACACACUUAUUAACCCUUAACCGCCUGGAGUGGGUUUGAUCAGGUGUUGCACUAAAAUUCUACAAGGAAUGAUUGUUUGUAGGAAGUUUACUUCUGCAUAAGUAGCUAACUUGAUACUUUACAACCAUUAAAGCAGUCUUUGCACUGUUAUUUUUAUCUUUUUAUAUCAUGAAAGGAAGUCCUUCUGUAGCAGCAUGGCUUCAUUACUUCUAUUGAUGUGAAAAAGCACAAAAGAUUUGUUGUCCUAUUUCAUUUUGACGUUUUAAAUUUAAUUUGCAGUUACUUCAAAUGAGCGACAUCACUAAUUUCUUGCAUUUUAUGAACAAAAUAGUUUUAUUUUUCAGCUUGUGUUGGUAAAGUUGUUGUUAGAAGCACAUUUCCUCCAGAUGUUUUACAGCUGCCAGAACCUGGAGCCCAAUUCAAAACGAUUACCUCUCCACCGGUUUGUGUAAUCAAACACUUAGAGGCAGACUAAAUAAUCCCCUCCUACUGGACUUUAACCUGUCAAUAAUGUUAAAGGAAAACUAUCAUACAGAUGAUUAAAAAUAGAAAUCAGAAUAUCAAAAACAUUUUUUUAUUUACCUGAUUGAAGGAUAUAACGGACUUAAGGUGGAGCUGCUGCCGAAAUGUGCCAACCGAAACCAUUUUUGCUUUAUCUUAUUUUCACCGAGCUUUGUUUCUGUCGGCACUAAUUAGGAGAUUAGUUGAUUGACUAUUAAUAUUUGACUUGUUUGAAUGUUUUUCUGUCUCUAGCUCUUUUAGCCACUUUAUUUUCAGUUUGAAAAUCCACAAUUCUAAGGAGAAUAUUUAAGUUUGAAAAGAUCUAUUUAAGCGUUUGUGAAUUUGAUCUGAUGCCUCUGCACUUUGGACGAAAAUGAGGAAAUGUUACACAUCUGAGAUAUUAUUUAUGAAACAGUACUUGAUAUUUUUGAUUUCAUCAGCUGACCAGUGGUGCCGGUUGUUGUUGACGGGCAUCAGAAUGAGAGAUUUUUCUUUAAUGACUUAUUUUUUGGCACUAUCACGGGAAUCUGUUUAAAUCAGGAUAUGAAAAACAAAUUCAGACUAUAAAACUGUUGCUUUUGUAAAAUUUGUUAACUUUUGAGGAAGCAAUAAGAACUUAGCUUGGUGAAAAGAUCCACUUUUUCCAUUCCUGAACUCGUUUUUCUCAUACUUUUUUAAUAUUUGGGUUUUCUACCGUCGUGUUUUAAGUCCGGUAUCAUUCAUGUUGAAUGGCUUCUCAUCUCUGGUGGUUUGUCACCGUUCAGCCUUAGAAACACAAACAAAACCACAUAACUGCCCGACUUUAUGAAACAGAAUUUUUAAAGUGUACAAUUACAUAAGUGAUGUAAAAUACCACAGUGUGUUAUUGCAAACCGAAUGUGCUUCCGUGCAGAUGUUUCUCAGGCUUUGUCAUGACUCAUUUAUGUUAUUUAACGUGAGAAUUGUGGGCAGAGAACGGGACAAGUGUUGCAUUGUUUUGGGAAAUAAAAGGAAUAGAGAUGCCUGGUGUUGAUCGGGAACGGCAACUAUUUAGCAAAAACAUAAAAUUCAGUUUUUUAGGUUUUUUUUUAAUCUGUGAAUGAACAAUUCCCAAGUAGCAAUAACAAAAAUCUGACAUUUCCCACAGUCUAUAAAAGCACCGUUACUAAGUGCUAAUUUCCAUUUGCAUUACCAGAUCUUCCAUGUGAAGUUUUCACCUCCACAAUCCUAAAUCUUAUAUCCUUUUAAUUCCAGCCCUUUGGGUAAGUCGGCAAGCCAAUACUGUACAUAAGUUGGAAUUCUGUAUAAACUCACAUAACCAGAAUGGUUCAUUUAUAAAACAAACAGUUCUAAAGGGUUCUGCCCAUUUUAGAAACAACAGUAAAUUUCAUUUCACACUUGUAUGUGUACAGUUUGUCCUAUUGUUGUUUGUAGGGCUUUUUUGUGUUUCACAAGACAUUGUCCUGCUUGAUAAAUGUAUUUUUAUAUAUAAUAAAAGACUGAAAUGAAAUAUUAA